Musa acuminata subsp. malaccensis (wild Malaysian banana) is the source of this 1905-nucleotide messenger RNA. RefSeq names its product zinc finger CCCH domain-containing protein 18. Gene Ontology annotation, molecular function: nucleic acid binding; metal ion binding. Lineage: Eukaryota; Viridiplantae; Streptophyta; Magnoliopsida; Zingiberales; Musaceae. The record is from RefSeq and is a predicted model, not a curated record.
GUCGGUUCGCUCCGUCUCCGAAACCCUCGUCUCCGUGGCUUUCCUCGCUUCCCGUCCAUGGCGGGAGAAGACGGCGACGACGAGGCGUCCAUCGAGCGGCAGUUGGAGCAGCAGGUAGCGGAGCAGAAGGAGUCCCUGGCGGCCGUCGACGAAGCCCUAGCUGCCGACCCUUCUAAUCUCGAGCUUCUCUCGGUUCAUGAAGAGCUUAUCUUGGCAAUCAAGGAUGCAGAGGAAGGGCUGCUUAACUUGAAACGAUCACGGUUAUUAAGGGAAGCUGAUAUGAUAUUUUCAGGACAAGAAGCUGAGUCUAUAAGUCAGGAUGUCAAAGUGGAGCCUCUGGAUCUUAGACAGGACAAAUCAGAACUAUCGGAAUCAGAAACUAACUCUGUAGGUUCGAAGUGCAGAUUUCGUUACACAGAUGGACGCUGGUACAAUGGUCAGAUAGUUGAACUGGGGAGUCCUACUUCUGCAAGAAUUUCAUUCCUGACCCCUACAUCUGAAGGCAUGACGAUGUGCAAGUUCUUCCUACAGCAAAGAUGUCGAUUUGGUAAUAACUGCCGCUUAUCACAUGGACUCAUUGUUCCUAUCUCAUCAUUGAAGAAUUACAUUCCCACUGUAUGGAAGCAGUCCUUGGUAGGGUCCAGUAUUUGGGCAGCUGCUGGCAACUAUUCUGGCAUAUGGCGGAAAGCUGAGCUCGAGUCAUGGGAUGAUGAACUCAUGGUGGGUCAAGUCGUUUUCCAAGAUGAUGGCAGCUCUGUGAAGCUUUCGAGUGAUGCUCUCUCCAUAUCAGAGUAUGCUGAAAUGAGUGAUGGUGAGGAGAAUGAUGAUGACUUUAGCUCAGAUGGAUCUGAAUCCAGUGAAGAAGAGGAGGAUACUGACAGUGGAAUCGGCCAUCAAGGCCUGGGGUUUUUGGAGGCUACAAUAUUACAGAAAGGUGUUCAAACAGAGACCACUGUGUUUGCGAAGUGGGAGCAUCACACCCGAGGUAUUGCUUCUAAAAUGAUGGCCAGCAUGGGUUAUCGUGAAGGAAUGGGAUUGGGUGCCUCGGGCCAGGGGAUACUUGAUCCGGUUGUGGUGAAGGUUCUUCCACCAAAGCAAUCUCUUGAUCAUGCUGUAGCCAAUGAGAAUGAUGAAAACAGUGUAGGUCGUGGCAAGAGGCGCAGCAGGGGUGGUAAGAGGAAGCGUGAAAAGAGGUAUGCAGAUGCUGCUCGGGCUUCUAAAGCCGAAGAAGAGAAGGCCCCGGAUGUUUUCAACUUCAUAAACAACCAACUCGCUGGGCAAGAUGUUGCAUAUGUAUCCAGCAAUAGAAGUAAAAAGGGAACAGGUAAUGGUGAAGCCUCUGCCAGGCGGGAGGAUAGGCGGUCAUUGGUGGCAUAUGAUGAUGAGGUGAAAGAGCUGAGGAACAAAAUUGAGAAGCUCGCAGAGAUGGUAAACCGCAACCGCAAGGACAAGGCAAUAUAUGAAGCGGCCACAAGAAAACUUAAUGAAACAAGGAAAGCUCUGGCAGAUGUCGAGGCUGCUCAUGCUGCAGCCUCCAAUGCUGUUGUGAACAAGGAGAAAGAGAAGAAGUGGCUUAAAUUCUGAUGUUUCUUCACCGGAUAAAAUUUUGCUGCCAUGUUCAAGUAUAAACGACUGUUUAUUUGGAAAUUGUAUGAAGGGAGCUUGAUUGGUGAAAAGCUUCGAGCUGCUUGUGGACUUUUGUCAAUGUAGGGUAGUAUGGGCCUAUAUGUAUGGAGGUUAUUCCAAACCUAACUCUCUUCUUAUGUGCAAGUAGGGAACAUGAAUGUGCUGGAAAUUUUACAUUUUGAGAAUGUUUUUAGCAGUUUGUAAGUUCAGAGAAGAUAAAUUUUUCUUGGAGUCUGUAGUUGAUAUGAUUCUUAUGAGGUCAUUAAUGAACUUUUGAUU